This is a messenger RNA of Ichthyophthirius multifiliis, 2047 nucleotides long. RefSeq lists its product as hypothetical. Gene Ontology annotation, molecular function: protein binding. NCBI's taxonomy places the organism in Eukaryota, Ciliophora, Oligohymenophorea, Hymenostomatida. The record is from RefSeq and is a predicted model, not a curated record. The transcript is spliced from 5 exons.
GAAAAGAUUUAAAAAUAUGUUUUCAUAAUUUUUCAAAAGAAGUAACUAAUCCAAAAAGAAAGUAGAUUUAGAAGAAAAAGAGAAUUACCCUUUUUUACAAGAACAAAGCACUUGCAAACAAGAUUUAACAUAAAAAAACAAUAAUUAAUAAUUUAUACCAAUUCCAAAAGGCCAUGAAAAAUAUUCGGAAAAAGAUAAAGAAAAGUGUCCUUAUUUUUCAAUGUAAUAAAAAUAAGAAUAAUCUUCCACAAACGAAAAAGAUCCUUAAAAAAAGAAAGAAAAGAAACCAAAAGGAGGUUGUCCAUUUAUGCCUUCAGAAAGAAAAAAAAAUCCUUCCUUGAAUUCUUGCGAAGAAGGAUGGAAUGAAGAAUAUGUAUCUCCUUAGUCUUAUUUAAUAGAUUAUAGAGGUUUUUUAUCUUUUUCAUUUGAUUAACUAGAAAAACCUGAUUUCAAUUUAAAAGAAAAAAGAAAAAUUUUUGAUACUUUUCCUGUUUAUUUGAAACACACAUUAUUUAUGAAAGAUGAAAACAUGAAAAAAGUUCGAGAAUUAGAAGUCGCAUAAAGAUUUUUUGUUUACGACAAGUUAAGAGAAAAAGGAAACAAAGAAUUCAAUAAAGGAAAUGCGGAAGAAUCAAUAAAAUAUUAUGAAUAAGCAUUAAGUUGCUUUAAAUGGCUUGAACAUGUUGAAAAAGAAGAAGAUGAACAAGAAGAAGAAAUAAAAUUCGAAUUAUCAGAAGAAGAACGUAAAGCUGAACAAGAAAGAGACGACGAAAUACGAAAAGAUCCUUUUUUUAAAAACUUACCACGAGAAACUGAAUAGGAAAGAAUCGAAAGAUUAAAAUUAUUAUAAUAGAUAAGAUAAGAAAAAAAAGAAUUCAGGAAAAAAUAUAAAGGAUUAAUGACUACAUAUACAGAUGAUAAUGUAAUUCUUAAAGAUGGGGAAGAACUUACAGAUAGCCAAGAUAUUGAAAUGAGAUAAAGUAUGCUUAUGACUAUUUAUAUGAGUUUGGCUGUAGCCUAUAUGAAAUGCUUUUAUUUUAAAAUGGCUUAAGUAGCUUUAGAUGAUGCACUUAAAAUUACUUAGAAAAGUUCUUAGAUUUAUUUCAGGAAAUCUUAAUGUGUGGCUUAUAAUAAAUUUAGUGAUUUAAAAGAACUAGAGUAGGCUAAAAAAGAUAUUGAAUAGGCUAUUGAAAUGAAACAAUAUGAGAAAAUAUUUUAAUAAGAAUAAGGAAUUUUAAGAAUUAUGAAUUUAUUAGACCAUAACGAAUGUUAUAUUAAUUUAGCACAUUAUGUAGUUAAAAGAAUUAAAGAAAGAACAGAAUAUGAAACUGAACUUAUAUCGAAAUUAUUUUAAAGGGAAAAACAUAUAGAAGAAGUUGAAUAAUAAUUAAUUGAUGAAGGAAAAACCCCAUAUGAAGAAGGAGAAGAAACAUUAUCAUAAGCAAAUAUAAUUCCAAUAAAUGAAGAACAUUAAGAAUAUGAAAUAAUAUUAGAAAUGAUGAGAAAAUAUUAUCGUGUAAUUGAAUUUUAUACAGAAACAAAGAAACCUGAUUAGGUAAGAAUUGCAAAGAAAGAACUUUAAUAAUUAUCUGAGACUGUCUGUGUAAUGAAUUAUUUAUUAAAAUUGAACUUUAAAAAUUAUAAAGAAAAUUCUUUGAUGAUAAAAUUGAAGAAAGAAUAUGAUAUUGAUUUAGAAAAUGAGAAAAUUCUGAGAAGAUUAGAAAGAUUGAAAAAAAAUAAAGCCAAGAGUAUUUUCGAAAAUGGAAAUUAUAACUUCGAAGUGUUUUAAUAUGCUAUAAAAGAUUAUUUCAAGAAAAAAGAAGAAAAAGAAAAAAAAGAAAAGGAAGAAAAAGAAGCAGAAGAAAAUGAAAAUAAUUAAGAAAAUUUAACUGUUAAAUAGACUGGAUUUAGAAAAGUCAUUUCAAAUAUUUUUAGUUGUGAAUUUAUUUUAUAAGCAACACUUGUAGGAAUGAUUUUUGGAUUCUUUUAUUAUAUGACUACUAAAGAUAAUAUGAUUUCAAUGUUCAUUUUUGAUUAAAUGAAAUGA